This is a messenger RNA of Pangasianodon hypophthalmus (striped catfish), 6674 nucleotides long. RefSeq names its product histone deacetylase 9b (gene hdac9b). The transcript is spliced from 11 exons. Gene Ontology annotation, biological process: chromatin organization. Gene Ontology annotation, molecular function: histone deacetylase activity. The record is from RefSeq and is a predicted model, not a curated record. Gene Ontology annotation, cellular component: histone deacetylase complex. Lineage: Eukaryota; Metazoa; Chordata; Actinopteri; Siluriformes; Pangasiidae. The coding region runs from base 3740 to 5485 and encodes 581 amino acids.
UGAUGCAAUAAUGGUGAAAAAAAAGGAUAAAUAUCACUUACCUGACUUGCCCCCCCCUCUUUAAUACAGCAUUUAAAAUUACAUUACUAUUAGAAACAUUCAAAAUUCUAAGCUGCACUGAAUCUGUGACGAAAUGGAUUUGAAAAUGCAGCACAUUUCACGGCCUUCAGCCUGCCAGUCAACCCAUCAGGGCAGAGCCACAGCACAUUGUCUAAAACAUGGUGGCUGAAUUCUGUGCACCAUAUGAUCAAAAUCAAUUACAGAUACAUUAGGCUUCAGUUAUGGUCUGUUUUAGACUUGCAUUCCCUCAGCAUACACAAUCAGGUGAGUGUCACAUUUAUGUAGAAUUGAAAAGACUUGGAAGUGCAUAUGUUAAUCUCUCACAACAAAUUAGCAUGCUUUCAUUUAGCGGUGUGUGGGAGGCUUACUAAUGUGUGUCUGGAUUUACCAGAGCCCCAAGCCUUUUAUCAGUGUACUCAACAGUAAUUUGAGACAGAUCAGCGUGCAAUUAAAGCCCUGACCAGUGACUCAUGGUUACAGCAGUCACCCUACCCUUCCUAGCAGCCACUAGGGAGAAGUAGGGUUUGGCACGGUGUGGGAUGCAUGUCAGUCCUUGGUGCCAAAGACAAAUUUUAAGCUGCCUUUCAUAAAUCUAGUGUUUACCAGUUGACAGUGCUACCUCGGUGUGACCCUUUUUAGUCAACCAAGCAUCUGAAAUAGUGAGUAGUAAAAAUCAGUCAAUACAAACAAACUAAUAGUAACUCAGAAGGUUACAUUACACUCACACAUUGGGUUGUAAGGAAGAAAUUGGCUGCCUAGUGCAUUACAUAAAUUCAGCAGGGGACUCUAAUUUUUGCCUGAGUUAAAAUAGCUAGGUGGCCUCGCAAGUGUGAUAGUCUUUCACACAUUAUCUAUAUUAAGGGUGUGCUCAGAAAAGCAGUUAUAUUUAACCUACUUGCUUGCUAAUUCUGUUUGGUUUUUUCCCAGCAUCAAUUUGCAUCAACAGCUCUUCUAAGAUUUGUUGCAUAGGGAAUCAUCACCCUAAUGGCUUAAGGCCAAAAAAAUAAAGUGUGUGUGUAUGCGCACGCCGCUGAAAAAAGAUAAACAUACGUCACCUUCUGAGGGUGUCAAAACCAGGCGAUAUAAAAAGCACUGCUGUAAUAGAGGACAUACUGUCAUAGGCUUGUGUUUAUCUUUAUAUUAUAAUAGGAGAACCAGUAAUCAGAUUGACUUUUUCAAGGUCUUGGAUAAGGAAAGUGUAGUGGGAAUACAACAGUAGUUUGCGGCAUUAUGGAGUUUAGAGCCUUUCUCAAGGGCACAAAAACAGCUAAAUUUAAACAAUGUUCCCAAUGUUCUGGCUGGAAUUUGAAUGUAGAACCCUAAUCCACUGAGCUUUAUCUGAUCCCUGUGACUGCCCGUGGAUAUGCCUUGUGCAGAACAUUGUGCUUGUAAUGUAUUCUGUUCAUUACCGUAUUCUACAUGCUUGAUGGUCUCAGAAUAGCACACCUAAAUUCUUGUUUUUGUGUUCUUUUAAAAGCAGACCUGGCAAUGACAUCAGUAGCUCGUUCUAUUUUAAAAGUAUGACCUCAUCAGCAUGGUUUCCAGACAUAAUGCAUCUACAUAAUAUAGAUGCCAGACUUCCACAUCAUACUCAUCUGUUCUGUAAUGGCACAGUCCAGGUACGGUACGAGGCAGAGGGCUUGUGGUAAUGAGUUAGAAAAUAAAAAAAAAACUUUAUCAACUAAUGCCACUAGUUGAGCAGGAAGGCAUACAGGUAUGACUAAAUGAAGGUGCAUAUCUUUUAAUGACAGCAGCAGGGGUGGGGGGAGAUGCAGAGAGACGGGAGAUAAAUGAGAUAUUACAGCUGCACGCAACAGGAAACAGCAGGUAACUGUGGCUAUUUUUAGCUCCGCAGGGGCAGUGAGCCAGAUGCCUGUGACUCAGAGCUGCUGCUCAUUGGUUACAUACAGGAGGGAUGAAAAGACACAGCAGGGCCGUACUACUAAAGAGCCUGUUUAUAAAGUGCUGUCACAGAUCAGCCUCGAGCAUUCCCCUAUCAUACCUACAGGACCAGAGCACUGUUUCCUUCUGAACUAAACGGGGCUCUUGACCCUUCAAGGAGGGCAUGUUUCCUGAAGGAAACUAUGAUUUAAGUGCUUAACACCAAGAAAAGGGCCUUUCAAAGACUUUUAUGCUAUGAGAACCAAAACAAGCACAUAGCCUGUGUGUGCAUUUGUGCAGUGAGAGUAUGCAGUGUGUGGGGGGAUGCAGUUUUAAUGAUUGCAUGUGCCUGUGUUUUGAGUCUUAUCAAUAUAACACCGACCCCCAGGAGGAGACGACACACAGUGCCGCUCAAUAUCUUCAGGAAGAGUAGUCGCCGUUAUGUUGUCCAUGUUGCCAUAGCAGCCUGGUUUAGGGUGGUGGAUAGGGUGUGUGGGUUUGUCAUAGCCCUAGCUUGCACCACUUGCUUUUAUGUUGCUAUUUAUACCUGACUCGUCACUGCCGCAUGCAGACAUUUUUGACUGCGGCAUUCUGAACAACAAAACAGGGUGCUGAAAUAGUUUGCCAAUAAUGAGUGAGCUGCUGCUUGCGUCACUGCAAGUGUCUCACCUUAACAACUCGCAUGGAAAAACUGGAGUGUUGCAAAUAGUCUGGCUUAUACAUAGGCUACUGUAGAAUCUCAAUUUUUCAGUGACGACAGCAGAUGACAGUGUUUGUGUCUGUCUUGUGUGUCUUUUAAUAUCCAUACUGGACACUGCACAUUUAAAGGAAGCAUUUAAAAGAUCUGACAUUUCAGAUGGUACUGGAAUGUUUUUCAAAUCUAAGUGUUUUAUGCACAUUACUUCAUUGCACAAUGUUUUUGGUGUCUUGCUUAUUGAUUCUUUGCAUUAUAAGCCAUUAACUCUAACUAGUUCACCAAAGGUUACAUAGUUUCAGUUGUGAAACUCAAAAUGUUAUCAGUGAGUCAUUCUUUUAGAUUUCAGCUUUGCAUUUGACAUUUCAAAUGAAUGCAGAUGCGGGUAGAUAAAAGGGACAUUUACUGGCAUAAAGACCAAACUGUAUAUAUGCACACGAGCGUGUUUAGAUGCCAACUUAACAUCCAUAUGGGACUCCUGUUUGUUUGGAGUUUGUGAAACUACCAUCUGUACUGUCUAAAAUAAUAGAGCUACACAAAAAAAUUAUACUUUAUGGGUUGAUGCACUACAGGUAACUAUGAAAAACAGCUAGGAGAGUGUGACAUUAUUUGUAUUCUUCUGUCUUGCACACGCCCCAGUCCAAGUUUGCUAUGCAGCCAGGGUUUUGUUUGCUCUAGGGCUCUUUUUGUAAGACCCAUAUCUCGGUAAUUGCUUAUUCCCCCGCAGAGGAGGCGCGCAGCCGCAGUUGGUUAUGAUGCUUGUUUGCCUCAUCCUUUCUGAGUGUGUCAUCCAAGCUUGCUAUUGAUUUCCACUGCCUUGCCAGCUAUUUAUAGAGCUUCAGGGACCUGAGGGAUGCCCUCUUGCUUUGUAUCCAGCUUAUUAUUUGUAAUGAGCCACAGGUUGAAGAAUAUAGGAGCAAUCUUUCCGUAAUGGUGAACGCUUGGAGGAGGGAUUAUGACUGGGGAAUAAUGGCAAGGCACACACAAACAGGCCAUCCAACUGACAAACGAGGUUAUAACACUAUGUCUUGUGUCGGAGCCAAAAGGGGUCAGUGGGAUGGCUGAUGCUUGAAGACACCCUGAGCUGUACAUCUUUCGGCUCAUAUGGACAUUAAGCCUGAAGUACCAUUGGCUCUGGAGCCUGCGUCUCCACUAGAUCUGCGGACAGAAGUGAGGAUGCCAGCCCUGGGCUCAGACCCCAAUGUGUGGGAGCGGCAGCUGCAGCAGGAGUUGCUCCUCAUUCAGAAGCAGCAGCAGAUCCAGAAACAGCUCCUUAUAAACGAGUUCCAGAAGCAGCAUGAGAACCUGAUUCGCCAGCACCAGGUCCAGCUGCAGGAGCACCUCAAGCUGCAGCAGGAGCUGCAAGUGAUGAAGCAGCGGCAGGAGCAGCUGGAGAAGGAAAAAAAGUUGGAGCAGCAAAACCAGGAAAGGGAACUGGAGAGACAUCGGCGCCAGCAGCAGGUCCUAAUCCUCAGGAGCAAAGAGCGGGCACGAGAGAGUGCAGUGGCCAGCACAGAAGUUAAGCAGAAACUACAGGAGUUUUUGUUGAGUAAAUCCACAAAGGACACAGCAUCCAAUGGAUCCUGCCAUACAUUCACACAGAACUCCAAACUGUGGUUCACGGCCUCCCAUCACACCUCUCUGGAGCAGAGUUCACCUCCUCUGGGAGGAGUGUCACCGUCAUACAAGUUCCCUUUGCCCUCCCUACCGGACUGCAGGGAUGAUUUCCCUCUGAGGAAGACUGCCUCAGAGCCAAAUCUGAAGGUGCGCUCUAGGUUGAAGCAGAAGGUUGCAGAGAGGAGGAGCAGCCCUCUCCUGAGGAGAAAAGAAGGAACCAUCAUGACACCCUUCAAAAAACGAGCCCUGGAACUAAUGGAGUCAUCGGCCAGUAGUAGCUCCACUGGUUCAGGCCCCAGCUCUCCAAAUAGAGCAUCAAGUUUUCCAGGGGCUGAAAAUGGACCAUCUCCUCUACCAUCUACCACUCACUCUGAGCGUUGGCCCUCACAGCCGAAGUUGCUUGGCUCUGAAGGUUCAGUGUCCGUAUUGAGUCUCUACACAUCACCGUCUCUGCCUAACAUCACGCUGGGCCUCUCCGCUGCCUCCUCCCCCAUCAGUGCUGGCGAGGGCAGUGGAGUGCUGCCUGUCAGGCAGGGUUUGCCCCCUCAGCUCCUGGGCCCUGUGCCUCUACCAGUCAGCAUGGAGAGUAAAGUGAGCAGCAGCCAGCAAGCACUCCUACAGCACCUCCUGCAGAAGGAGCAGCUCCGCCAACAGAAGAUCUUCUCCACUGGCCAAAGUGCGGGAUCUGUGCACCCUCCCUCUCCUCUGGCCAUGACGGAGCGUUCCUCAGGCAGUGUGCGGCCCAGAUUGCCGCGUCACCGGCCCCUGAACCGUACGCAGUCUGCACCACUGCCCCAGAGCAUACUAGCCCAGCUUGUCAUCCAGCAGCAGCACCAACACUUCCUCGAGAAGCAGAAACAGUAUCAACAACAGGUCCACAUCAAUAAGCUGUUUUCCAAGUCGAUCGAACAGCUGAGGCAGCCGAACGGGCACCUGCACGAGUCAGAGGAGGAAGAGGGAGAGGAUGUGCAUGAUCACACCAUGCAAGAGGACAGCUCGCCCUCUUCUGGAGUCAUCCGCAAGUGCAGCCCCAGCCGCAGGAGCAGCAACAGCAGCAUCCACAGUCCCAGUUUGCUCAGUGAAGAGGCGGAUGCUCACGCUAGGGUUAUUAGAAUCAAACAGGAGCCUGCUGACAGUGAUGAUGAAACACAUGCCAAAGAGAGCCUAGCAGAGAAGAAGAGUGCUUACCUUCACCAGGUCGAAGGAAGGCUGGUGAUACAGGCUAUGAACUGAUCUUAGGCAUGAGCAAACACACACACACACACACACACAACUCAUGCCAGGUUAUGCCACAGUAAGCCCUUCUGGACUGUAGACAUUUGUGACCUUGUGACCUUGUGAUGUGAUCUCUGUAUUGUAUGCUCUAAUGUUCUGUAUAUAAUUUGAAGAAGAAGAAAAAUCUAGAUUGGUAUAUCUUUUAAAGCCGAAGAAGCAUCUCUGUUUGUAAGAAGACUUUUGAAUUGUAAUUACUUGCCCUUUCUACUUUCGAUCCACCCACUGGAAAAGAACUGUGCUAGAGCUCAUGUAGAAUAAUCACUGACUUUUUUCGGACACUUUGAACUUUGCAUAGCUUUCAUUUCGGAUGAUUUUAUUCUUUUACUGUUUCCAGUGUAAACUCCAACAGGAGCACAGCUAUAGCAUCAGUAUCCUCCCUGUUAUUGUGUAAUAGAGCUUUAGAACAGCGCUCUGUGUCCUGGGUUCUCCCAGGGGUCUGUAUCAAAGUUGUGCUCUGGGCCCAGUGUAGUGCUCGGCUUGGCGGCUCACUCACAGUGAGAGAGGGCUGAGCAGGAAAUGCCUGGUGGAAGCCAGGAACCGGAGUGAUUCAUGAGCACAAGAAUGUUGGGAGAGGACGAGUUCAGCGUUCAGCAAAGUCCAAGAGGCCAGUCAUGAGCCCUGAUUUACUAUCGGGGCAAAUUACAAAACAAGUAGGGAAACAGUGGAGUGAGUCCCUAUUUAAAAUCAAUAAUUUCCUCUUUAGACUGGGGUAAUGUGUUCACCUCCCACAUUAAGAUUUUGAUGUCCUUUCCCUCUUUGUGAUUCCUUAUUGCUGAUUAUUUCUCCUCUCAAAGUGGCCAGAUAAACAUAACUCUCAUAUUUCCAUACCUACCAUCUUUCUUGUAACUUUCCAUCAUUUGUCCUGUUUAGCCCUGUCAUUGUAAAAGCAUUAGUGAGAGUAAUAUGUGUGUGAGAUCCUGUGCCACAAUGCUGCCACAUAAAGGAAAACCUGUUCAUUAUAUGUGACUCACCAUAACGUCUUUAAAAGUAAAGCAUUCUGGACAUGUCUGCCUGUGUCCUGUUCUCCUGUUCCUCUGUCCAGUAACAGUAGGCUCUUCUUCACUUCGUAGCUGUUUGGAUGGAUCACCAUCUCGCUUUGUUACUGUCUUUUUAAAAAUAAAGUAUGUUUCCAUCCUGUGAUCUAUAA